Messenger RNA from Zingiber officinale, 2462 nucleotides. RefSeq names its product mitogen-activated protein kinase 10-like. Lineage: Eukaryota; Viridiplantae; Streptophyta; Magnoliopsida; Zingiberales; Zingiberaceae. Gene Ontology annotation, molecular function: MAP kinase activity; ATP binding. The record is from RefSeq and is a predicted model, not a curated record. Gene Ontology annotation, biological process: intracellular signal transduction; protein phosphorylation. Gene Ontology annotation, cellular component: nucleus; cytoplasm. Bases 567 to 2225 code for a protein of 552 amino acids. The transcript has 10 exons.
AUAGUGCCGCAUCGGAGAGGAAGGGGGAAGGAAAGUGGAUAAAGAAACCCGGUGUCCUCUCCUCGCUUUGCUUUACCCUACGCCGCCUCCUUGUCGUCCCAUCUCUUCCUGGGGAUCUAUCUGAUCGGGAGGCCUGAUUCGGUGGCGCUGGAAUCGGGACCGUCGCCAAGGGCCUAAGCGAUGCCGAGCCGGAGCGCGAGGACUUGUCUUUCUGUCGCCUGUUCCCGCUGGUCGUCUAGGUUUUAGAAGAAUUGAGGCGUGUGGGGACGGUUGAAGAGGGUGCCGUGAAGGAGGAAGUGGGGUGCAUGAGGGAUUUGGUUGGGGAGUGGAGAUGGGCGCGUAGGGAUUGCAGGCUAGUGAUUCGGAGCAGGUGCCGCUGGGGUAAAUGCGGUUGAACUUGAUUCGCGUUCUCGCUUUACUCAAUUGAUUCGAGUUGGUUCUUUUCUCCUUUCCGGAGUUGGAAUCGAAGGAAGUUACUAAGUUUGCCCAGUUUCUGGGGAAGGGAAAGUGAAGGAUCUCGUGGUGGAGAAGAAAUUCGAGCACUAGAAGGAACUAAGUCGUAAAAGAUGCAGCAAGAUCAGCGUAAAAAGAAUGCAACAGAUAUGGAAUUCUUCCGAGAAUAUGGAGAUAUCAGUCGGUACAAGGUUAAGGAAGUCAUAGGUAAAGGCAGUUAUGGACUGGUAUGUUCUGCCAUCGACACACAUACUGGGGAAAAGGUGGCUAUCAAGAAGAUACAUGAUAUUUUUGAGCACAUUUCUGAUGCUGCUAGGAUACUUCGAGAAAUUAAGCUUCUUAGGCUUCUAAGUCAUCCUGACAUUGUUGAGAUCAAACACAUCAUGUUGCCUCCAUCUAGAAAGGGCUUCAAAGACAUAUAUGUUGUCUUUGAACUAAUGGAGUCGGAUCUUCAUCAAGUUAUAAAAGCUAAUGAUGACUUAACCAGAGAGCACUAUCAAUUUUUUCUUUAUCAACUUCUUCGCGCAUUAAAAUAUAUCCACACAGCUAAUGUUUAUCAUCGAGAUCUAAAACCAAAGAACAUACUGGCAAAUGCGAACUGUAAGCUUAAAAUAUGUGAUUUUGGUUUAGCAAGAGUUGCAUUCAAUGAUACACCAACGACUAUAUUCUGGACGGAUUAUGUUGCAACCAGAUGGUAUAGAGCUCCAGAACUAUGUGGGUCAUUUUAUUCUAAGUAUACCCCUGCUAUUGAUAUAUGGAGCAUUGGUUGCAUUUUUGCUGAGAUCUUGAUUGGAAAGCCUCUUUUUCCGGGUAAAAAUGUGGUUCACCAGCUGGAUUUGAUGACUGAUCUUUUGGGAACACCCACCUUAGAUACCAUUUCUCGGGUGCGCAACGAAAAGGCAAGGAAGUAUUUAAGUAGUAUGAGGAGAAAACAACCAGUUCCCUUUUCUCAUAAAUUUCCAAAUGGUGAUCCUAUGGCACUUAAAUUGUUGGAGAAGCUUUUGGCAUUUGACCCUAAAGAUAGGCCAUCGGCGGAAGAGGCACUAGCUGAUCCUUAUUUUAAAGGACUGUCUAAAUUGGAAAGAGAGCCUUCAUCUCAACCAAUUUCAAAGAUGGAGUUUGAGUUUGAGAGACGGAGAGUAUCAAAAGAAGACAUUAGGGAACUUAUUUUCCGUGAAAUACUGGAGUAUCAUCCACAACUUCUCAAAGAGUAUAUUAGUGGAACUGAAAGUUCAAAUUUCCUUUAUCCGAGUGUUCUUGAUCAAUUCAGAAAGCAGUUCUCUUACCUUGAGGAAAAUAGUGGUAAAAAUGGAUCAGCAGCUCCUUUAGAGAGGAAACAUGCUUCUCUCCCCCGACCAUCUGUGAUGCACUCUGCUGCAGUUUUCACAAAGGAGGAACCAAGGGUGUCUUUAUCCAGAGGCAGGCUAUCGACCGACGAAGGUACCGGAGAACUGCCAAGAAAUUUAGCUAGCACUUCGCUGUUGCCUCAGUGUGUUCCAGUAGCUAAACCUGGGAGAGCCGCAACUCCAGCGAUGCAGUGUGAUGGUGGACCAAGCCAUGUCUUUUCACAUCAACCUGGGAUUCCUCUUGCCUAUUCUUUCCAUAGAAGCGCUGGCAAUGUAGCUUCCUCAGAGAGGAACUUGGAAGCAGAUCAAAGACCACCUCAAUCUAUGUUGCGAAAACUGGCACAGCCUCUCAAUCAAUCAAGAGGAACCAAAGCUUUAAUAGUCGAAGACAGAAUGUCCGUAGACGUGAACUUACUGCCUCCAUAAUUUACAGAAUGCAUUCUCUAUUCGAAUGUGUUGUGCAGCGACAGUUUGGUAUAUGAUGGAUGAAUUAUGGCAUUUGCCUGUUUAUGUUAUUUUGCAAAUAAAACUACUAUUUUGUGAUUUCCGUUACGAUGUCAACUGUCCAGGUGUUCUUGAGAAAUAUUAAUAACCUCAUGAAGCUGUACAUACGUUUUGAGUACUAACUUGUCUAAUAGAUGAGUUCAUAUUUAGUUGUUUUUA